GGUUGCCUCGCGAUGUUUCAACCGGAACUCAAAAUGGCGACCGAUCACAGGCGCUGAUUCAGAGCAGGGCUAUCUUCUGUGUGCGAACAUUUCUUUACUAUUAAUAACAUGCGAUGGAAGUUCGUUGUCCUUUUUUGGCUCAACAAAACAAACAUAUUAUGACAUCUUAACAGCAAAUAUUUCUAUUUGUUUGUGUUACGGAUUAAAAGCAAACAGCGCAUCUUGAACAGUGGAAAUGGCAGAGGAACGGCGACAGAAGCAAUGUUCAGUCAGUCUUCCCACAGAGUCCAUGAAAGCCAUGGCAGAGUCUGUUGGUGUGGGACAGCUCCAGGAGGAUAGCUGCGUUGCCCUGAGUGAAGAAGUCAGCUACAGGAUAAAAGAAAUUGCUCAGGAUGCACUCAAGUUUAUGCAUCAUGGAAAAAGACGAAAAUUAACAACAAGUGAUAUAGAUAAUGCCCUAAAGCUCAAGAAUGUUGAGCCCCUCUAUGGGUUUCAGUCCCAAGAGUUUAUUCCAUUUCGUUUUGCAAGUGGUGGUGGAAGGGAACUACAUUUUUAUGAAGAAAAGGAAGUGGAUCUCAGUGACAUAAUCAACACACCACUCCCCAGAGUUCCACUUGAUGUCUCCCUAAAAGCUCACUGGUUAAGUAUUGAAGGGAUGCAGCCAUCAAUUCCAGAAAAUCCACCACCAGCAUCAAAAGAGCAACAGAAGACAGAAUCAACAGAACCUCUCAAAGUUGUCAAGCCUGGUCAGGAAGAGGAUGGUGCUAUUCAGGGAAAAGGUCAAGGUGGAACAACUGCCGACGGCAAAGGAAAAGAGAAGGGACUGAUCAGGCUAAAGCCACGCAGCACACACGAGCUCUCAGUGGAGCAGCAGCUCUACUACAAGGAAAUUACUGAAGCUUGUGUCGGCUCCUGUGAAGCAAAGAGAGCUGAGGCAUUACAGAGUAUUGCAACUGAUCCGGGCUUGUACCAGAUGCUUCCAAGAUUUAGCACAUUUAUUUCUGAAGGGGUCCGUGUAAAUGUGGUACAAAACAACUUGGCUCUCCUAAUUUAUCUGAUGAGAAUGGUCAAAGCUCUAAUGGACAACCCUACUCUGUACUUGGAGAAAUAUUUGCAUGAGCUCAUUCCAGCUGUUGUGACCUGUAUUGUAAGUAAGCAGCUGUGUUUGAGACCUGAUGUUGACAACCACUGGGCGUUACGAGACUUUGCUGCUCGACUAAUGGCCCAGAGCUGUAAAACCUUCAGUACAACAACAAACAACAUCCAGUCUCGAAUCACAAAGACAUUUACAAAGAGUUUGCUAGACGAUAAAACCCAGUGGACAACACGAUAUGGCUGCAUUGCUGGACUUGCAGAAUUGGGACCUGAUGUCAUUAAAACACUUAUUCUUCCUCGGCUUGCUGUAGAGGGUGCUCGCAUCAAGGCAGUGAUGGAAGGGCCGGUGAUUUCCAAUAUUGAUAAAAUAGGAGCUGACCAUGUUCAAAGCCUUUUACUGAAACACUGUGCCAGUGUUAUUGCAAAGAUCCGUCCUCAGCCUGAUAAUGUGGAACAAUACCGUGUGGACUAUGGUUACCUUGGACCAAUGCUUUGCUCUCAUGUAGUGAAGGCUAGAAACCAGGCAGCACUCCAGGCACAGCAAGUCAACAGAACUACAUUAACAAUCACACAACCGCGGCCAACCCUCUCAGUCUCUCAAACUGGGUUAAGUGGAUCAACAGGACCUCGAACUCCCAGCAUCAUCAAGGUCCCUAGUUCCCUAACUCUGAUGUCGCCUCGUCCUGGGACGCCUUCUCAGCCUUCUCCACCUGCCACCAAAUACAUUGUGAUGGGCACUAGUGCAGGAGCUGCUUCUACUCAGCAGGUGAUCACCCUCAGCUCUUCUCAAACAGCCUCUCCAGUCACCAGCACAGUUCCCAGCGCCUCAUCUACCUUGCAGCCUUUAGUAAAACUAGAGUCUGGAAGUGGGUCUGCAUUGACUGCAUCUAGGCCUCUGCAGAAAUACAUUGUUGUGUCAUUACCGACAUCUGCCUCUUCUUCAUUGGAGACGAAAAGCUCAGUGCUUUCAACCUCCAUUUCCUCAUCUUUAGAUCCGGGGAUUAACCGGUCCGACUCACCUGGAGCAAGCACACAGUCACCACACUGACACAUUUUAAUAUUUUAAGACAUUGGUGAAGCUGGACACACAUAACUAUCUCAAAAUCCUUGAUGGACACCAUCUGAACUCUUACAGAGCAGAAAUAUGACAAAUUGUAAAUACAAGAAUGUCCAGUGGAAACAUGGUCUCUUCGUAUAUUAUUAUUAUAGAUUUUCUGAUUGUUUUUUACUCCAGAAUAAAUCUGUUUUGUAUAAAUGACACAUUUUUGUGAACAACUGUUGUGCAUCUUUUAUUUGUAUGUCAGUGUGACUGAAUAUCUUAUGCAAAAAUAAAAUAUUUUUUCUAUUUCUGGUGACACAACACA
This is a messenger RNA of Periophthalmus magnuspinnatus, 2459 nucleotides long. RefSeq names its product TAF6 RNA polymerase II, TATA box binding protein (TBP)-associated factor (gene taf6). Bases 236 to 2143 code for a protein of 635 amino acids. Gene Ontology annotation, cellular component: SLIK (SAGA-like) complex; SAGA complex; transcription factor TFIID complex. The record is from RefSeq and is a predicted model, not a curated record. Gene Ontology annotation, molecular function: transcription coactivator activity; protein heterodimerization activity; RNA polymerase II general transcription initiation factor activity. NCBI's taxonomy places the organism in Eukaryota, Metazoa, Chordata, Actinopteri, Gobiiformes, Gobiidae. The transcript is spliced from 15 exons. Gene Ontology annotation, biological process: transcription initiation at RNA polymerase II promoter; RNA polymerase II preinitiation complex assembly.